ACGGACACACGAAAAAUUAACCACAGCUUUCUUCGAGACCACAACUAUGUGACUGAAGAUAUCAUCUGCUGGCUGCAGAGUGGGUGGAUUCAGCUUCCAUCUGGAGCCUGAGCAAAUCACCUGAGGAAGAUCUUGCUUUCUACUGUGUCCUAAAGACAACAUGGAAGGGGAAAGCAUCUAUGAGGUUGAUUGUGGAGAUGGGCUUGGAGCUGAUAUUAUUUCUACAGUUGAGUUCAACCACACUGGAGAACUGCUGGCUACUGGUGACAAGGGGGGUCGGGUUGUUAUAUUCCAAAGGGAACCUGAGAGUAAAAAUGAGCCUUACAAUCAGGGGGAGUACAAUGUUUACAGCACUUUCCAGAGCCAUGAACCUGAAUUUGAUUAUUUGAAGAGCUUGGAGAUAGAAGAAAAAAUAAACAAGAUCAAGUGGUUACCACAGCAAAAUGCAGCUCACUCACUUUUAUCAACAAAUGAUAAAACAAUCAAGUUAUGGAAAAUUACUGAAAGAGAUAAGAGGCCAGAGGGGUACAACUUAAAAGAUGAAGAGGGAAAACUUAAAGAUCUUUCUACGGUAACAUCGCUGCAGGUGCCUGUAUUGAAACCUAUGGAUUUGAUGGUAGAAGUCACUCCCCGGAGAAUCUUUGCUAAUGGUCACACCUAUCAUGUCAAUUCAAUAUCUGUCAACAGUGACUGUGAGACAUACAUGUCAGCGGAUGAUCUCAGGAUUAACCUCUGGCAUUUAGCAAUCACGGAUAGAAGCUUCAACAUUGUAGAUAUAAAGCCAGCCAAUAUGGAGGACCUGACGGAAGUGAUUACAGCCUCUGAGUUUCAUCCCCAUCACUGCAAUCUCUUUGUCUACAGCAGCAGCAAAGGAUCCCUGAGACUCUGUGACAUGAGGGCUUCGGCUCUCUGUGACAAACAUUCCAAGCUUUAUGAAGAACCAGAAGACCCCAGUAACAGAUCAUUUUUCUCGGAAAUUAUCUCUUCAGUGUCAGAUGUCAAGUUCAGUCACAGUGGUAGAUACAUGCUAACAAGAGAUUACCUCACUGUCAAGGUUUGGGAUCUGAACAUGGAGACAAAGCCUGUAGAAACGUACCAGGUCCAUGAUUACCUUAGGAGCAAGUUGUGUUCCCUAUAUGAAAAUGACUGCAUCUUUGACAAGUUUGAAUGUGCGUGGAAUGGAUCAGACAGUGUGAUAAUGACAGGUGCAUAUAACAACUUUUUCCGAAUGUUUGACCGAAACACCAAGCGAGAUGUGACCUUGGAGGCGUCCCGGGAGAGCAGUAAACCACGAGCUAUUCUGAAGCCCCGGAGAGUCUGUGUCGGAGGCAAACGGAGGAAAGAUGACAUCAGUGUUGACAGUUUGGACUUUACUAAGAAGAUCUUGCACACAGCGUGGCACCCAACUGAGAACAUCAUUGCUAUAGCAGCGACAAACAAUCUGUACAUAUUUCAGGAUAAAGUGAACUCAGAAAUGCACUAGAUUUGUCAAUAUCCCUCUAUAUUUCCAAACCAGCCUCUUGAGAGUUGUAGAAGGAUGUGAUCCUCACAAAAAAUUGUGGCUUCUGUGGUGGGAUUUGUAGGUUGCAUCCUUUCAUCCCUCAGCCUGUAUCAUUAUUGGUGGCAAGCCAACUAUUUUCCAUCACUGCAACUGUAUGAGUAAAAGGCACGACUGCAAAUCCAGUACUGUGGUCUGUAUCGGUUCCUUUAAACAAACAGGGAUGUCUAUUCACUUUGGGAGCGUUUCAGAGGAGGGUUGAGACUCCUCCCAUCAGUCCUGUCAAGGGUCUCAGUGGUUGACAGGACUAUGCUGUUGUGGUGCCCUGCCUGCUUUUGCAGUCCACAGCAUUUACCACAUUGUUAGAGCUUUUUGCCUCAAUCUCUUAUCAAUUUUAUUUUCCAGUAACAUUUUCCCGUUUUUCAACUAAGCCCAGCCUGUUUGAGUGAGUGAAUAGCUGCAUCCCUUUAGAGUACAUGGCAUGUUGAAGGGGCCUCCUGACAGUUGUCACAGCAAGCAGAGUGAAAAGCUGGUGAAAAGCUGGACGGUGUCACCUCUUCCCUUCCCUUCUUUACAACACCCUCUUAUUUAUUUAUUUAGUCACAUUACUUUGUGCUUCAACAUCCCAAGUGAAUAAGUGGCAGACUGGCAUAGUUACUCAGCCAGCUUGUUUUAAGAAGUUCAUUCUCCAUUUGCUCUGUUUAUAACAAUAACUAGUAUCUUCAUCACAUGCAGGACUAAUAAAAAACUUGGUGUUGCCACUCCAACAGGUACUGGCUGGUCAGACAGCCUGGCAAUUACCAGCCAAACCUGUCCUGCCAUUUAGGGGUUGGAGUUCUGGAAACCUUGGAUAGAAACACUAUCUUUGAAGGCAAUGAUUGACUUCAGGGGGAACAAAGUUGCAUCACUGCUAAGACACUUCAGAAAGUCACUUGUUUGUUGGUUGCAGCAUGGUUAUCUCGAUCGUGGCCUUUGCGAAAUGCAGGGGACACCAGGGUAUCUGCAAUUGUAAAAGGAAUGGUACUGCAGGGUGCAGCACUGCUCAGUGAAUUUUGAGGCUUUUAAAUGAGUCCAUUGCUGGGAGACAAAAAUUGUUCCUGGAGAAAAAUAAAAAACUCCAAACUAAAUAAAAGCUACAUAAAUACUAGAUCUAUCUCUGGCUUAAAGUAAAUAGUGAUGUAAAUGGGAAAGUGCAGGCAAUCUGUAUCAGGCAAUCGGUGUAGUGCAUGCAGUGAUUAUAGGGAACAAUGCUCUGUGCAAGGGAGUCCUCUUAGUCCAGGAAAAGAAAGUUCUGCUGCAUCCUUAAUAGCUCUGGCAGAAACAUUAGUAUCCCAAAGGAUUUCUCCUCAAACCAUGAAUACAAGAGCACAACUCAGAUGGCCUGUAAAUCUGCCUGUAGUAAAACUCCUCAGAAAAAACAAAGUCUCUAAGCCAUUAUGCACUGAUUUCUUGGUAAGUGGAGAAUGUACUGGUGAAGGGAUCUGCAUGCUUUUAUAUUUCAAUUUAGGGGAAGGGGUGGGUGAAAAAUCUGCUUACAAGAACUAAAAAAAACAAAGUCUACAGCUUUUAUAUGACGUCUUCACACAAACCAUGAAAUCUGUAUGUUCCAGGUUUUUUAGAUGAACGCUGUAUAUUUUGUGUGUCAGAAGCACAGACGCAUGUGCAUCAGUUUCCAGCCACACUAAACACGUACAGUAUGAAAUGUGUAGGUUAAUUUAAAAGGGAAUGAGGAAUGUUUGUCUAUAAAAUACUGUGUGCUGUAGCAGGCAUGGACAGUAUAUGUACAUAUUUAUUCUAAUGAGAUUUAACAAAAUUGCUUUUCCUUUUUUUUUUCCCUCUCCCCUUUGUAAAAAGGUUUAAGAAUGUGGUAAAUUGUAUAGAAAACUUGUUAAUGCCAAACUACUGCUUCAAGGGUGUCAUAAAAUUUCUUUGACUUUUGGCCUUCUCCAUUAAUCUUUGCAGCUCAAAAAACAAAUGAAAAAAAGCUAUCAGCUCAUAUUGGCAUUUCCAGCUAGAAGUACAGUAACACGUAUAUUUAGCUUUUAAGAUUCUCAAGUAAGAUUCUAUAGAUAACUUAUGAUAAAGCAGAUCCUAAUACAAUAAGUUUUUUUUCUUCUUUUUAAUUUGAAGUACCUUACUCUAUUACAGCUUUGGGUACCAAAAAGAACACGUCAAAAUUAAAGAAAUAAAUAUAUAUCUCUGGAGCUUUAUAAAACUAAUGGAAUACUCACCCAAAAUACCAUGAAGUGAUUAUAGAGGAAAUCAAUAGAAACCUUUCAAAGAUCAGUAUUCUGUUCCUCUCGUUCACGUCACGGCUCCAGAUCAGUUUCCUGGUUUCUUGAAUGUAUGGAAAGUUAACAUCGUCAUUGUGAACGUUUCCAACUUUCUUUCUCUUUUUAGUUUGAGCUUUCAGUGCUGUAGAGUAAGUGGUGGUAAAGUUGGUAAAUCUGAUUGUUUUGAAAGCUGUUGUUCAUGGCUGCAUUCUUUGUGUUGCACAAAUUAGCUAACUGUUGUUGAAUAAAAAUAUAAAUAUGUUAAUACCAGCUUUUUCAAUAAAACUACAACCA
Messenger RNA from Colius striatus (speckled mousebird), 4065 nucleotides. RefSeq names its product protein phosphatase 2 regulatory subunit Bgamma (gene PPP2R2C). NCBI's taxonomy places the organism in Eukaryota, Metazoa, Chordata, Aves, Coliiformes, Coliidae. The record is from RefSeq and is a predicted model, not a curated record. Bases 161 to 1483 code for a protein of 440 amino acids. Gene Ontology annotation, biological process: peptidyl-serine dephosphorylation. The transcript is spliced from 10 exons. Gene Ontology annotation, cellular component: protein phosphatase type 2A complex; cytosol. Gene Ontology annotation, molecular function: protein phosphatase regulator activity; protein binding.